Phycomyces blakesleeanus NRRL 1555(-) is the source of this 1263-nucleotide messenger RNA. RefSeq lists its product as hypothetical. The coding region runs from base 229 to 1263 and encodes 344 amino acids. NCBI's taxonomy places the organism in Eukaryota, Fungi, Mucoromycota, Mucoromycetes, Mucorales, Phycomycetaceae. The record is from RefSeq and is a predicted model, not a curated record. Gene Ontology annotation, molecular function: diacylglycerol O-acyltransferase activity. Gene Ontology annotation, cellular component: endoplasmic reticulum membrane. The transcript has 4 exons. Gene Ontology annotation, biological process: triglyceride biosynthetic process.
AAUUUUACAAAUAACAUUAUUUAUUUAUUUUUAUAGCAGAAGAAAAAGAAAAAAAAAGAGGCUGUUUUUCAGUAUGAUAUUUAAGAGCAAAAUAUAUAUAUAUAUAAAGCCAAAAAAGAAAAGAAAAAAAAAACUUCAUAUUCAUCUUCUUCAUCUUCUUUUUCUUCAAAAAUCGAAUCAAGCAGAAAAACCACUCUCCCUUAAAGUAACAACAAAUUUAAACAAAGCAUGGCUGUUGCUGAAAAGUUAGAGAAACACGGUGUCCGAUGGGCUCCAAUUACUGGCAUCCCACUUGAACGUCGGCUUCAAACCCUGGCUGUGAGUGGUUUGAUUGGAUUAUUCUUCUGCUCGUCUGCAUUUAUGGUCUACCUCUUUGUGUUCCACCCAGUACUAUGGCCGGUUUUGAUCGUCUAUCUUACAUUCAUCGUUUUUGACAAAGCUCCCGAAUACUGUGGUCGUCGUGUAGAAUGGGUUAGAUACUGGAAAGUCUGGCAAUAUUUCUGUAAUUAUUUUCCUGUACAACUUAUAAAGGAAUGUGAUUUGGACCCCAAGGGUAAUUAUAUAUUUGGGUAUCAUCCCCACGGCAUCAUCUCGUUUGGUGCAUUUUCCAACUUUGCCACCGAAGGUACUGGGUUCUCCAAAAAGUUCCCGGGUAUCACUCCUUACCUGCUCACACUAUCUGGAAACUUCCGCUUCCCAUUUUUCCGUGACCUUGCCCUGAUGCUUGGCUUGACAAGUGCGUCGCGCCAGUCCUGUGAGCGUAUUCUCUCGGCUGGACCGGGCCACUCUUUGGUGUUAGUGGUCGGAGGUGCUACUGAAUCCUUGUCGGCCAGACCAGGCACAAACGACUUGAUCCUUCGCAAGAGAUUUGGAUUCGUUCGGCUGGCAAUUAAACAAAAGGCUUCUUUGGUCCCCAUGUUUUCGUUUGGUGAGAAUGACUUGUAUGAUCAGUUUGACAAUUCAGAAGGCUCCAAGAUCUUUGAGAUCCAAAAGAAAAUUCAGUCCAUCUUUGGUUUCACUCUGCCUUUAUUCCAUGCUCGUGGUAUCUUUAAUUAUGAUGUUGGUAUCAUUCCUUUCCGCCAUCCUAUUGCUACUGUUGUUGGUAAGCCCAUUCCUGUACCAGAGUUUGAGGGUGAUGAACCUACCCAGGAACAGAUUGUCGCUGUUCAAAAGCUGUACAUUGAGGAAUUGCAGAGCAUUUACGACAAGUACAAGGAUGUUUACGCCAAAGAUCGCAAGCAAGAAUUGCGUCUGAUUCAUUAG